CUCUACUCUGGUGCGAACUGAAGUGCAACGUGCAUUACAUUAAACCUAACCUAAAUUUAUUUGGAACAAAAUUAAUUUUCUUGUUUUAACAGAGACAAGUAUUGUCUUUGGUUUUAGUGUGUUUUGCGAAGUCUGAUUGAUCAGAUUGUUGUUUGCAUCUUCUUUAACUGCUGGCUGUAAUAACUUUUCACAUUUUGCGUUGUUUUAAUUGCUUUUCGCUAACAUGAGCAAUCAAAAAGAUAGUUUGCAAGGUUUUGCUGUGCAGCUUUACAAAAUUAACGCAAUUAAGUUUGGAGAGUUUAAGACGAAAGUGGGCCUUACGACCCCUGUUUACUGUGACUUGAGAGUUCUUGUCAGCUAUCCUGAUGUUAUGAAAACCCUGGCCAACUUGCUAGUUGAAACUAUUAAGGGUGUAAAAGGUGUAGAUAUUCUAUGUGGGGUUCCUUAUACGGCACUUCCGAUCGCUACCGCGGUGUCAUUACAAACAGGGCUUCCUAUGGUGAUGAGACGGAAGGAAGCGAAAGAUUAUGGCACGAAAAAAUUGAUUGAAGGUGUUUUCAAUGCUGGAGAUCAAUGUCUCAUUAUUGAAGAUGUUGUAACAUCGGGAAGUAGCAUUUUAGAGACUGUGAAAGAUCUGCAAAAUGAAGGUUUGAAAUGUAGUGAUGCUAUCGUUUUGCUCAACCGAGAGCAAGGAGGCGCUGGUAUUCUGCAGAAAAACGGAAUAAAGAUGCACGCAUUAUUAACGCUGUCUCAGCUAAUGGAUUACUUGUUUAAAGCAAACUGCAUUGACGUUCAAGUCGUCGAAAAGGUUAAGCAGUAUUUAGCUGAAAAUCAAGUCCCUUCCAUUCCAACACCCACAGUUGAUAGGCGUAAACUGUCUUUCCUCGACCGUGCUCAAUUAGCCCAAAAUCCCGUGGCUAAGAGACUAUUUGAGAUAAUGGCAUCUAAGCAGACAACACUGUGCUUAGCAGCUGACCUAACAGAUGCCACAGAAAUUCUCAACUUGGCAGAAAAAGUGGGGCCGUAUAUUUGCGCAUUGAAAACACAUAUCGAUAUUGUGGACGACUUCAGUAUCAAUUUGAUUGACCCUUUGAAGGAAAUUGCAAAUAGGCACAACUUUAUUUUGUUCGAGGACAGAAAAUUUGCCGAUAUUGGCAAUACGGUUCAGUUGCAAUAUAGCAAAGGAUUGUACAAGAUAUCUUCAUGGGCCAGUCUGGUAACUGCCCAUUCCGUUUUUGGGAAAGGUGUUUUGGAUGCUAUCCAAGGUGCUCCAGGAAGCGAGGAAAAAGGAGUUUUCCUUCUGGCGGAAGCAAGUGCUACAGGCAGUCUAAUCACGGAUGCCUACACGAAAUCCACCCUUAAACUGACUGCGGAAUAUCCAAAGCUAAUUGCUGGUGUUGUCUGCCAAAACCCCCUAUUUUUAGACAAUCCCGCAUUGAUUCAGUUGACUCCAGGUGUUAAAAUCGCGCAAACAUCAGAUCAUUUGGGGCAGCAAUACAAUUCGCCCGAAUCAGUUGUUACUGAGAAAGGCGCUGAUAUCGCUGUUGUUGGACGGGGCAUUACUGAGGCCACUGAUCCCGUUGCUGCAGCAAAGCGAUACCAAACUUUGCUGUGGGAUGCUUAUCUUUCCAGGAUUAACCCAUGAGCCGGAAAUUAUAUACUUUCUGAGGAAAGUACCUAUUAAGUUUCAAAGUUUAUUGUUGCUUUUAUAACUUUUGAUUUAUUCUGUAUUCGCUUUACUUUUUGAACUGCUAUAAAAUGUUGAAUCAUUCCUAUAAUAAAAACAUUCCUAAUUUUGAAAA
Molecule: messenger RNA, 1802 nt
Organism: Dendroctonus ponderosae (mountain pine beetle)
Lineage: Eukaryota; Metazoa; Arthropoda; Insecta; Coleoptera; Curculionidae
Product: uridine 5'-monophosphate synthase
Exons: 5
Coding region: 224-1645 (473 amino acids)
Biological process (GO): 'de novo' pyrimidine nucleobase biosynthetic process; 'de novo' UMP biosynthetic process
Molecular function (GO): orotate phosphoribosyltransferase activity; orotidine-5'-phosphate decarboxylase activity
Source: RefSeq, a predicted model, not a curated record